AUGUCAGACAAACAGAAGGUUGAUCUCGGUCUCCUGGAGGAGGACGAUGAGUUUGAAGAGUUUCCAGCUGAACACUGGGGUACAGAGGAUGCUGUUGACGAGGACGUGUCCGUGUGGGAGGAUAACUGGGAGGAUGAUGUGGUCCAGGAUGACUUUAGUCAGCAGUUGAGACAACAGUUGGAGAAGCUCAGGGAACAGAAUAAAUAA
Danaus chrysippus (African queen) is the source of this 207-nucleotide messenger RNA. The record is from the annotation of a GenBank genome assembly. Lineage: Eukaryota; Metazoa; Arthropoda; Insecta; Lepidoptera; Nymphalidae.